Messenger RNA from Pleurotus ostreatus (oyster mushroom), 2217 nucleotides. RefSeq lists its product as uncharacterized. The transcript is spliced from 7 exons. Bases 1 to 2217 code for a protein of 738 amino acids. Lineage: Eukaryota; Fungi; Basidiomycota; Agaricomycetes; Agaricales; Pleurotaceae. The record is from RefSeq and is a predicted model, not a curated record.
AUGUCUGACCACACAGUCCGUCUCAAGAGCACCCCAGUCAAACCGACGAAACCACCUCCCAUCAAUAGGAAGGAAAUGUCUGCGUUUCACCUCCCACCCAAUUCUCUCAUUCCCAACACCGACUUCUGUCGAACUUGGCUCAAUGUGCACGACGUGAUUAAGGAACUCGUCCUCGAUAAGAAGCUACAAAAACUUGCCAAGGCCGUCCGUAAAAGCAAAGUCACUUGCUACGAGAACGUAGAAAUCCUGCUCAACUACGCGAGUGCUUUGAUUCGCAAUAGGCUUUGCGACACCUCGGAAAUCAUCGUGUUUGUGGACAACCAUUCAUUCCUCCCGACAAACCACCCAAACAAAAUCAAGGGUGGUGCUGCAGACGUUCUUGGCGUACUAGAGAGCGUCCUCAAGAAACUUCAGGAGGACGAGCGCAAUCGAAUCCCCUGGCAUCUCAUCUUGACGGCGGUCAAGGAGAAGACAGCUGUCGACGCGAAGGUUGGUCCGGCACAGUGCGGCGCCUAUCUUGGAUACGCCAAUCAGGCACGCCCCGACAUGGUGGGCAUGUACGGCCUCUCCGUGUCGCCUCGGGGCUUCCAGAUCCAGUACAGCUGCCCCGCUGGGCUUGCUACGUCAGAAGAGUUCAAUUGGACUGCACAACUCGGCGGAGUUUUGGCGUAUAUCUGCACGCUGUAUCUUCCCCGCACUGACUUCGCGCCGAGAGAUACUACGAUCUCGCUCGCUACUGGUCGUGACAUCCUCGGGCCUCCCCUCUGGGACAUCGAUGUCGGCGACAAGAUUUAUCGCAACUGCAAGGUCCAAUUCGUCGGGCAACCAUGGACGAGAAUGACAUGGGUUGCGGAAGCUGAAGCUGACGACAAGGAUGGCCCUACUGUGAUCAAAGACUCGUACCGGGACGUGCGGACGCCCUUCAAGGAGGGGGAUAUGUACGAGAUUCUUCACAAGGAAGGUUCUGCCCCCGGAUUUGCCGCUAUCGAUCGCGAGUACGAAGUCAAGUACAAGGAUACCCCCAUCACUGUCUCAGUGAAGAAACUCACGAGGAUUAAGACACGGUUGAUCAUGAAGACCAGUGGGUUACCUUUGACGAAAUGCAGGAAUAUCGUCGAUUUCUUCAAGGGAAUGUACGACAUCCUGGAAGCCCAUCGUUGGAUGGUUGCCGAACGCAAGCUGCUUCAUCGUGACAUCAGUCAUGGCAACAUCGUGGUCGAAGCUAAGGACGCUUGGAAGAUUAAAAAGUUCGAGGGUAAGAAGCCACCGAUAUUCAUCGACGAAGUCCUCCACGGCAAACAUGCGCCACCUAUGGCUCGAUUACUCGACAUGGACAACUGCGCCAACCUCGACAGAAGAAAAAUGAAGUCGAAAGGGGGCAAAGGGGACGACGAGCCACUGCGAUGUCGUACUGGGACACCGAAGUUUAUUGCUCGAUCUGUUGCGGCUGGAAGGAUUCUCGACAAUUUCAGCGUCAUGCCUAUGCCCAAGCUACAACCAGAAAUCGCAGCGGCUUACGAGGAAGUUCACCGCAACGACUCUUCCAAGCUACGGGAAUUAUCUGACGCCAACGGAUCUACGCACGGCAGCCGCAUUUCAUUCGAUCGACCACUGAAUAACGACAUCGACGAGGGCCAGAGACAGUUAAGCCAGAUAUGGGAUUUUAUGGCGGAACACGAGGUCGGGAACGCCGUCGACACGAGGUCCGCUCUGAUCUCUGGCAACGACUGGGCUGAGUGGCUGCACAAAGAUCUUUCCUUCAUCAGCAAAUUGAUGACCGACCUUACCCGCCAAAUUCGACCUGAAUGGGCGCUGCUGGACCCCGCGCCUGAACCGCUCCAUCUCCACGAAGCAAUGCAACGUCUAAUUCUGCAAUACGUUCAUGACUGGGAAAAGAACCACCUAAAUGUCGAGCUUGACACCGUCUCAUGCCGAACAUUCACUCCCGUUGAGCGAAAACCGAUGGCACCCAAGUCUAAACACCCCCUCAUUGGUCAAAUUAUCACCUCGAGCACACUUGGUAAGCGAGACUCCAACUCCGCCGCUCCACUAGCGCAAUCGGGGUCGAAGCGAUUGCGCAAGACCGGCGACGAUGAGCCUCUAGACGCGGAAUUGGCUGAGCUACAACAGGCCUGGAUUGACUCGCAGUCUACGCCUGUGGGCUCUGAGCCUUUGGAAUACGCGGCUGAGGACGAGGACGAAGAUACCUCAGAGUGA